This is a messenger RNA of Cynocephalus volans (Philippine flying lemur), 2296 nucleotides long. RefSeq names its product kelch like family member 11 (gene KLHL11). Lineage: Eukaryota; Metazoa; Chordata; Mammalia; Dermoptera; Cynocephalidae. Gene Ontology annotation, molecular function: protein binding. The record is from RefSeq and is a predicted model, not a curated record. The coding region runs from base 1 to 2127 and encodes 708 amino acids. The transcript is spliced from 2 exons.
AUGGCGGCUGCGGCGGUGGCGGCGGCGGCGGCGGCGGCCGCGGCUGCAUCCCUUCAGGUGCUGGAGAUGGAGAGCAUGGAAACGGCCGCCGCCGGCUCGGCCGGGCUGGCCGCCGAAGUCCGAGGCAGCGGCACGGUGGACUUCGGGCCCGGGCCUGGGAUCUCUGCAAUGGAGGCGAGCGGGGGCGAUCCGGGCCCAGAGGCCGAGGAUUUCGAGUGCAGCUCUCACUGCUCGGAGCUGUCCUGGCGGCAGAACGAGCAGCGGCGCCAGGGCCUCUUCUGCGACAUUACCCUGUGUUUCGGCGGGGCGGGAGGCCGUGAGUUCCGGGCCCACCGCUCGGUGUUGGCCGCUGCCACCGAGUACUUCACGCCCCUGCUCUCGGGCCAGUUUUCCGAGUCUCGCUCGGGCCGGGUGGAGAUGCGCAAGUGGAGCUCCGAGCCGGGGCCCGAGCCCGACACGGUGGAAGCCGUUAUCGAGUACAUGUACACCGGGCGCAUCCGCGUCAGCACGGGCAGCGUGCACGAGGUGCUGGAGCUGGCCGACAGGUUCCUGUUAAUUCGUUUAAAAGAAUUUUGUGGAGAAUUUCUCAAGAAAAAGCUUCAUCUCUCAAAUUGUGUGGCCAUUCAUAGCUUAGCUCACAUGUACACCCUGAGCCAACUUGCUCUGAAAGCUGCUGAUAUGAUACGGAGGAAUUUUCACAAAGUAAUUCAGGAUGAAGAAUUUUAUACUUUACCUUUCCAUCUCAUUCGAGACUGGCUUUCAGACUUGGAAAUUACGGUUGAUUCUGAAGAGGUUCUCUUUGAAACUGUUUUGAAGUGGGUUCAGAGAAAUGCUGAAGAGAGAGAGAGAUACUUUGAAGAACUUUUUAAAUUGCUCAGGUUGUCCCAGAUGAAACCUACCUACCUUACUCGGCAUGUCAAGCCAGAGAGGCUGGUGGCUAAUAAUGAAGUCUGUGUCAAGUUAGUGGCCGAUGCUGUGGAGAGGCAUGCUCUGAGAGCUGAGAAUAUACAGUCUGGUACUCUUCAGCAUCCUGCUUCUCAUGUCUCGUUAUUACCUCGCUAUGGGCAAAACAUGGACGUGAUCAUGGUUAUUGGAGGCGUUUCAGAAGGAGGGGACUAUUUAAGUGAAUGUGUGGGAUAUUUUGUUGAUGAGGACAGAUGGGUAAACCUGCCCCAUAUUCAUAAUCACCUUGAUGGACAUGCUGUUGCAGUAACAGAAUCCUACGUAUAUGUUGCUGGGUCAAUGGAACCAGGGUUUGCUAAAACUGUAGAAAAGUAUAACCCAAAUUUGAAUACUUGGGAACAUGUUUGUAGUCUGAUGACAAGAAAGCAUUCUUUUGGGCUAACAGAAGUCAAAGGGAAGCUCUAUAGCAUUGGAGGACAUGGUAACUUUAGUCCUGGCUUUAAAGAUGUGACUGUUUAUAAUCCCGAGCUUGAUAAAUGGCACAACUUGGAAUCAGCACCAAAGAUUCUUCGAGAUGUUAAAGCACUAGCCAUCGAAGACCGGUUUCUGUACAUUGCUGCCCGCACUCCUGUGGACCGGGACACUGAAGAUGGAUUAAAGGCUGUCAUUACUUGCUAUGAUACAGAGACUCGACAGUGGCAAGAUGUGGAAUCUUUGCCUCUUAUUGACAAUUAUUGCUUUUUCCAAAUGUCUGUGGUCAAUUCAAACUUUUAUCAGACAGCGUCAUGCUGCCCUAAGACUUAUACUUUAGAAAAUGAAGAGGCAGUAAGAAAAAUUGCCAGCCAAGUGUCUGAUGAGAUCCUUGAAAGCUUGCCUCCAGAAGUCCUAAGCAUUGAAGGAGCCGCCAUUUGCUAUUACAAAGAUGACGUCUUCAUUAUUGGAGGCUGGAAAAACAGUGAUGACAUUGACAAACAGUAUCGGAAAGAAGCCUACCGAUAUUGUGCUGAGAGAAAGAGGUGGAUGCUUCUUCCUCCCAUGCCACAGCCUCGUUGUAGAGCCACUGCUUGUCACGUGAGGAUCCCAUACCGGUACUUGCAUGGCACACAGAGAUAUCCUAUGCCUCAAAACCUAAUGUGGCAGAAAGACCGCAUCAGACAGAUGCAAGAAAUACAUCGGCAUGCACUAAACAUGCGGCGAGUGCCAAGCUCUCAGAUUGAAUGCUAGGUUCUCUGAUAACGUGUAGCUUAAACUGUUAUAUGUGUUACGUGAAGCUGAAGGUAACCGGACUGUUACUUGGAAAAGUAUGUCGAUAACUUAUAUUCUACCUGAACUGAUUAUUUCCCCAUAUAAGGGAAGUGUAGUUAAAAACUGAAGAAUGGGAAGCUCAGUUCAA